AUGAUGAGCAAAGAUCGAGCUGAUAUCGGCCGUGAGAGCCGUCCGUCGAGCGAGGAGAAGACUUCCGCCCAAGGCUUCCUCUGGCUGUUCCCUAACUGGCUUCUGCUGCUCUGCCCUGCCGCCGUCCUAGCCGACUCUUCCACUUACUCUUCUUUACUCUACUCUUACUUACUACUAUCACUACUGCUAUCACUCUACUAUUGCUGCUGCUGCUUUACUGUCUGCGCUCUUCUCUCGUCUGUGUAUCAUGAUGGCCUCCAAAAGAAGUGGGUCUUUUUUUCCUUUUUUUUUCUUUUCUUUUCUUCUUCUUUUUAUUUUUUCAGCGCUAGUCCCGAUCGAGUUUUACCGCGGAUACGCCUUGGAGCUCCCUUGGGUCGCCUGUAUCCUUACGCCUCCUUACCAAAGUUACUCACCUUUCGAGUGUCGUCUUAUGUGGGCGUCUUACCAUACCUUACCGGGGCAGCAGGCGGUCGCACCCACUUUUCAUUUCUCCUGCUGGCGCUGCUCGGCUUCUCUUCUUAUAUCUUGCUCGCCCUCGCUCUUUUUCCUGCCUCUCUCUUCUUCCCUCCUCCUCCUUCUCUUCUUCUUCUUCUUCUUCUUAACCCGCCAUCCUCUCUUCUCCCCCUUGCGUCUCCCCUUCUUCUCUCUCUUCUCGCCCUCUCCUCCCUUUCUUCUUCCUCUCUGCAAUUCCAGCCAGUCACUGCGACUGCGACUGCGUCUUCUUACGACCAGCUAACGACCGAACCUCACGACCACCCCACGAAGAAAAAAAACCCACUUUCAAUUCAAAUAAGAAAGAAAGAAAACAAGUCAUUCGCAAUGGCCGACCACGCAGCCCAGGGGCAGGGCCAGCCUGUCCCGCCAAACCAUCUCGGCACUGCUGUUCCCAGCGGCCAGUUCGGCGGCGAGCACAAGGAUGAGGUCCAGCAGCACCAGCAGCAGCAGACCUCGGCCGCGUUCGACGAGAAGAAGGGCGCCAUGCCCGAGGACGACGAGGAGGACGAGGACAUGGAUCAGCUCAUUGCCGACCUCGAGUCUCAGGACGGCCACAUCGACGAGAUCGACGAGGAGGACGAUGACCAGCCCGGUGGCGAGCGUCCCGUGCCGGACGAGCUGCUGCAGACCGACACCCGCACCGGUCUGACCGACGCCGAGGUCACCACCCGCCGCAAGAAGUACGGUCUCAACCAGAUGAAGGAGGAGAAGGAGAACCUCAUCCUCAAGUUCUUCUCCUACUUUGUCGGACCCAUCCAGUUCGUCAUGGAGGCCGCCGCUAUUCUUGCUGCCGGUUUGAGAGAUUGGGUUGACUUUGGUGUCAUUUGCGCCCUUCUCUUGCUCAACGCCUGUGUUGGUUUCAUCCAGGAGUUCCAGGCCGGUUCCAUUGUCGACGAAUUGAAAAAGACCCUCGCCCUCAAGGCUGUCGUUCUCCGUAACGGCCGUCUUGUUGAAGUCGAAGCUCCCGAAGUCGUUCCCGGUGAUAUCCUCCAGGUCGAAGAAGGAACUAUCAUUCCUGCUGAUGGCCGUGUUGUGACCGAAGACGCUUUCCUCCAGGUCGACCAGUCUGCCAUUACCGGAGAGUCUCUCGCUGUCGACAAGCACAAGGGAGACCACUGCUACGCUUCCUCCUCCAUCAAGCGUGGUGAGGCCUUCAUGGUCGUCACCUCCACCGGUGACAACACCUUCGUUGGUCGUGCCGCCGCCCUCGUCAACGCUGCCUCCGCCGGAAGCGGUCACUUCACCGAGGUCCUCAACGGAAUUGGAACUGUCCUGCUCAUUCUCGUCAUCUUCACCCUGCUCGUUGCCUGGGUUGCCUCUUUCUACCGCUCCAACGGCAUCGUCACCAUCCUCGAGUUCACCCUGGCCAUCACCAUCAUCGGUGUCCCCGUCGGUCUGCCCGCUGUCGUCACCACCACCAUGGCUGUCGGCGCUGCUUACCUCGCCAAGAAGAAGGCUAUCGUCCAGAAGCUCUCUGCCAUCGAGUCCCUCGCUGGUGUCGAGAUUCUCUGCUCUGACAAGACCGGAACCCUGACCAAGAACAAGCUCUCUCUCGCUGAGCCCUACUGCGUCUCUGGUGUCGACCCCGAGGACCUCAUGCUCACUGCCUGUCUCGCUGCCUCCCGCAAGAAGAAGGGUAUCGAUGCCAUUGACAAGGCCUUCCUCAAGUCUCUCCGCUACUACCCCCGUGCCAAGUCCGUCCUCACCCAGUACAAGGUCCUCCAGUUCCACCCCUUCGACCCCGUCUCCAAGAAGGUCUCUGCCGUCGUCGAGAGCCCCCAGGGUGAGCGCAUCAUCUGUGUCAAGGGUGCUCCUCUCUUCGUUCUCAAGACCGUCGAGGAAGACCACCCCAUCCCAGAGGACAUUGACGCCGCCUACAAGAACAAGGUCGCCGAAUUCGCUACCCGUGGUUUCCGUUCUCUCGGUGUUGCUCGCAAGCGUGGUGAGGGCUCUUGGGAGAUCCUCGGAAUCAUGCCUUGCUCCGAUCCUCCACGCCACGAUACCGCAAAGACCGUCAACGAAGCCAAGACCCUCGGUCUCUCCAUCAAGAUGUUGACUGGUGACGCCGUCGGUAUUGCCCGUGAAACCUCCCGCCAGCUCGGUCUCGGAACCAACAUCUACAACGCUGAACGUCUCGGUCUCGGUGGUGGCGGUACCAUGCCCGGAUCUGACAUCUACGAUUUCGUCGAGGCUGCCGAUGGUUUCGCCGAGGUCUUCCCCCAGCACAAGUACAACGUCGUCGAGAUCCUGCAGCAGCGUGGCUACCUCGUUGCCAUGACUGGUGACGGUGUUAACGACGCUCCAUCUCUCAAGAAGGCCGACACCGGUAUUGCCGUCGAGGGUGCCUCUGACGCCGCCCGAUCUGCUGCCGAUAUCGUCUUCCUUGCCCCCGGUCUCUCUGCCAUCAUUGACGCCCUCAAGACCUCCCGCCAGAUCUUCCACCGUAUGUACGCCUACGUCGUCUACCGUAUCGCCUUGUCUCUCCAUCUCGAGAUCUUCUUGGGUCUCUGGAUCGCCAUCCUCAACACCUCUCUCAACCUCCAGCUUGUCGUCUUCAUCGCUAUCUUCGCUGAUAUCGCUACCUUGGCCAUCGCCUACGACAACGCUCCCUUCUCCAAGACCCCCGUCAAGUGGAACCUGCCCAAGCUCUGGGGUAUGUCCGUCCUUCUCGGUGUCAUCCUCGCCAUCGGAACCUGGAUCACCCUCACCACUCUGCUCGUCGGCGGCAAGGACGGCGGUAUCGUCCAGAACUUCGGUCAGAUCGACCCCGUCCUCUUCCUCGAGAUCUCCCUCACCGAGAACUGGCUUAUCUUCAUCACCCGUGCCAACGGUCCUUUCUGGUCCUCCAUCCCAUCCUGGCAGUUGUCUGGUGCUAUUCUCGUAGUUGACAUCAUCGCCACCCUCUUCACCAUCUUCGGCUGGUUCGUUGGCGGUCAGACCUCCAUCGUCGCCGUCGUCCGUGUCUGGGUCUUCUCCUUCGGUGUCUUCUGCGUUCUCGGCGGUAUCUACUACCUCCUCCAGGGCUCCACUGGCUUCGACAACAUGAUGCACGGCAAGAGCCCCAAGAAGAGCCAAAAGCAGCGAUCUCUCGAAGAUUUCGGUAAGCCACCACCACCUCCUAACAUACUCUAUGCAUCCAUUCAGCUACUAACAUCCUCGUCUAGUUGUCUCCCUCCAACGUGUCUCUACCCAGCACGAGAAGAGCGCAUAAAUGAACAUAACCCCUAUUCCCCAAAACGCGCUAUCUUAAUCCGGAGGCUGCAUUCCCUCUUUUCUUGCCUUGUUUAA
Trichophyton benhamiae CBS 112371 is the source of this 3783-nucleotide messenger RNA. RefSeq names its product plasma membrane H(+)ATPase, putative. Gene Ontology annotation, cellular component: plasma membrane. Gene Ontology annotation, molecular function: P-type proton-exporting transporter activity; ATP binding; ATP hydrolysis activity. NCBI's taxonomy places the organism in Eukaryota, Fungi, Ascomycota, Eurotiomycetes, Onygenales, Arthrodermataceae. The record is from RefSeq and is a predicted model, not a curated record. The transcript is spliced from 5 exons. Gene Ontology annotation, biological process: regulation of intracellular pH; proton export across plasma membrane. The coding region runs from base 1 to 3783 and encodes 1260 amino acids.